AUGUCUAAGUUGGAUAGUUACAAUGGAAUGGUUGUCUCACAACACUUUUCUUCAAUUAGAGACUUUAUAAGUUUCGAACAAGUUUGCAAAAAGUUCAAUGGAACCAUGGCGAAGUUUCAUUACAACCCGAUACCAUUAACAUUAAAAACAAUAGAAUUUUUUGAGUCUUUAGAAACACUUUACAUAUGGCAGUUGACUGAUGAAAACUUUGGAAACGACUAUAUGGCUUCCAAGAAACAACGUGAUAAUGAAAACAUGCAUUACCACAUCAUGCAACACCCCUUCAAAAAGUUAAAGAAAGUCUGUUAUCCGAAGAUGAUGAAAUUAAAACCGAGUUAUUGGUUUCCAAAUGCGUCUGUAGCUUUUUUCAAAAUCGUAGUUUGGCAUGACGUCGAGUACCAAGUAGUAGUCGAUAACAAAGACAAGAAUGUCGUCUUUAAAAACGUGAUCUUAAAUAAAGAGAGUAAAAAGUAUUGUCAUGGCACCAUUCCAGAAGAAGUUACUGAAAUUGGAGAGGAACUUUUUGAAUAUGAUUCAAUAACUUCCAUUGAAAUUCCAAAGUCUGUCACAAAGUUACACAACUCUGUAUUCGAGUCGUGUACAAACUUAACAAGUGUAUCAUUCCCAGACAAGUUAUGUAUAAUUGGAGAUUCUUGUUUUAAAAAGUGCAACCACCUGAAUGAAAUUGUAUUGCCUGCACACCUUUUUGAGAUAGAAGGUAAAAACGUUUUUAGUGAAUGCAACAUAACUUCUAUAGUUAUCCCCAAGUUUGUCACAUCAAUACCAAGUCAAUGUUUUUUUGAAUGCAAAUUACUGAGUAAAGUCACACUCCAUGAUAGUGUCGAAUGUUUAUGUUCGUUUUGCUUUGCUGGGUGUGACGAACUUUGCCACAUCGACCUCCCAGAUUCGAUCACAUCAAUAAGAGCUGGUGCGUUUAAGUUUUGUAAAAAACUUAAAAGUGUGACUUUGCCAAGCAAAAUUGAUGUGAUCCGAACUGUUACGUUUGAAGGAUGUGUUGAACUUAGUGAAAUUAAAAUGAGUGGACAAAUAAAUGUGAUGGAAAAUUACUGUUUCAGAGAUUGCCUUGCACUGAAAGAGUUUAGUAUUCCAAAUGGGGUGACAAAAGUUGGUGAUGGAUGCUUUGCAGGAUGUUCGAUGCUCUCAAAAAUUGACAUCUCGUCAACAGUCAGAACUAUUGGAAAACAAUGUUUCAAAGGGUGUGGAUUAUUAAAAAUUAUUCCACUCCCAAUUACAGUCGAAUCUUAUGGCGCGUCUACAUAUUGA
Entamoeba invadens IP1 is the source of this 1284-nucleotide messenger RNA. RefSeq lists its product as hypothetical. Bases 1 to 1284 code for a protein of 427 amino acids. The record is from RefSeq and is a predicted model, not a curated record. The transcript has a single exon. NCBI's taxonomy places the organism in Eukaryota, Evosea, Mastigamoebida, Endamoebidae.